Lactuca virosa is the source of this 1608-nucleotide messenger RNA. The record is from the annotation of a GenBank genome assembly. Lineage: Eukaryota; Viridiplantae; Streptophyta; Magnoliopsida; Asterales; Asteraceae.
GAUGAGAUCUGGACCGUUAAUCUCUGUCAUUUAAACCCUAUUUAUAACCCUCCAUUCCCCAACUCUGCUUCUUGCCUUACCCACCCUUUCUCUGAGAGCCUCCAAGAUCCGAUCUACAAACCCUCAUUAACCAUGGCUCUCACCGUCGAGAAAACCUCCACCGGCCGCGAGUACAAAGUCAAGGACAUGUCCUUGGCCGACUUCGGCCGCCUGGAACUCGAACUAGCCGAAGUUGAAAUGCCCGGUCUCAUGUCUUGCAGGACGGAAUUCGGUCCUUCUCAGCCUUUCAAGGGUGCCAGAAUCACCGGCUCCCUCCACAUGACAAUCCAGACCGGUGUCCUCAUCGAAACUCUCACCGCUUUGGGUGCUGAGGUUAGAUGGUGCUCCUGCAACAUUUUCUCAACUCAAGACCAUGCCGCCUCCGCCAUCGCCCGUGAUUCCGCUGCCGUGUUCGCCUGGAAGGGGGAAACUCUACAGGAGUACUGGUGGUGCACGGAGCGUGCUCUAGAUUGGGGUCCUGGAGGUGGUCCUGAUUUGAUCGUUGACGAUGGUGGUGACGCGACUCUAUUGAUUCACGAGGGAGUCAAGGCUGAGGAGGAGUUUGAGAAGACCGGAAAAUUGCCCGAUCCUACUUCCACCGACAACGCUGAGUUCCAGAUCGUGUUGUCGAUCAUUAAGGAAGGUCUAGCAGUCGACCCCAAGAAGUACCACAAGAUGAAGGAUAGGUUGGUUGGUGUGUCUGAGGAAACCACCACUGGUGUUAAGAGGUUGUACCAGAUGCAAGCCAAUGGUACUCUGCUUUUCCCUGCCAUUAAUGUCAAUGACUCUGUCACCAAGAGCAAGUUCGACAACUUGUACGGAUGCCGUCACUCACUCCCCGACGGUUUGAUGAGAGCCACCGAUGUCAUGAUCGCCGGAAAGGUCGCAGUCGUCUGCGGAUACGGAGACGUCGGAAAGGGUUGCGCCGCCGCAAUGAAGCAAGCCGGAGCACGUGUCAUCGUGACAGAAAUCGACCCAAUCUGCGCCCUCCAAGCCACCAUGGAAGGUCUCCAAGUCCUCCCCUUGGAAGACGUCGUCUCCGACGCCGACAUCUUCGUCACCACCACCGGAAACAAAGACAUCAUCAUGGUCUCCGACAUGAGGAAGAUGAAGAACAACGCCAUCGUCUGCAACAUCGGCCAUUUCGACAAUGAAAUCGACAUGCUCGGACUUGAAACCUACCCAGGUGUGAAGCGCAUCACCAUCAAACCACAAACUGACAGGUGGGUCUUCCCUGAAACCAAGACCGGAAUCAUCAUCUUGGCUGAAGGUCGUCUCAUGAACUUGGGUUGCGCCACAGGCCACCCUAGUUUCGUGAUGUCAUGCUCUUUCACCAACCAGGUUAUCGCUCAGCUUGAGUUGUGGAAGGAGAGAACCACCGGAAAGUACAAGAAGGAGGUCUAUGUUCUACCUAAGCAUCUUGAUGAGAAGGUUGCUGCACUUCAUCUUGCAAAGCUUGGAGCUAAGUUGACAAUUCUUAGCAAAGAUCAAGCUGAUUACAUCAAUGUCCCAGUUGAAGGUCCAUACAAGCCUCUUACUUACAGGGAAAAGAUGGGAAACAAGAUGUGA